Messenger RNA from Trachemys scripta elegans, 4144 nucleotides. Its product is annotated as zinc finger protein 665-like. The coding region runs from base 211 to 2985 and encodes 924 amino acids. Gene Ontology annotation, biological process: regulation of cytokine production; regulation of immune system process; negative regulation of transcription by RNA polymerase II. Lineage: Eukaryota; Metazoa; Chordata; Testudines; Emydidae. The record is from RefSeq and is a predicted model, not a curated record. The transcript is spliced from 8 exons.
UCAGCGCCGCGGCUGCAUCCGCGCCCGGCCCCGCUGCUGCUCCCGGCCCGGGCGGGGGGAGCCCGGGGGCCGCGCUGGGCUGGAGCCGGAGCCGGAGCCGGAGCCGGAGCCGCCCCGGGGCCGCGCAGCGCCGAGCUCCGCCGGCGGGAGGGAGCUGCUGCGCCGGGGCCGGCAGGAUUUCUGAUCCCCGGACCGGACGCGCUCUCCCGGAUGGAGCGAGGGGCAGAGCCGGGGGUCCUGGGUCCCCGGGGCGCUGAGGAGACCCCGAGAGACGCCCGCACAGCGCGUGGGAACGAGGAGGAGGCGACUCAGCCAGGGGUGGCGAAUGAGACGCUGCCAGGAGGAGCUGGAGGGGACAUUUCCCGGAGUCCGGAGCCGGGGAAAGCCUCCGAGGGGCAGCAGGGGAACCCCACGGAGGAGAGUGGGGAUGAACCCGCCCCCCGCGGGGGCGACACAAUGGACCCGAGCGAGGCCACGGCCCGGCCAGGGCGGCUCUACACCUGCCCGGAGUGCGGGAAAAGCUUCACGCAGAGCUCGCACUUCAUCCGGCACCAGACGGUGCACACGGGGGAGCGGCCGUACCAGUGCGCGGACUGCGGCAAGAGCUACCGGCAGAACUCGGACCUGGUGAGCCACCGCCGGCUCCACACGGGCGAGGAGCCCUUCCACUGCGCCGAGUGCGGCAAGCGCUUCCGCCAGAGCUCGGAGCUCAUCAUCCACCAGCGCAGCCACACGGCCGAGGCCCCCUACCCCUGCCCCGAGUGCGGCAAACGCUUCCGCCGCAGCUCGCACCGCCUGGCCCACCAGCGCACCCACACCGCCGAGCGCCCCUGCAAGUGCCCCGACUGCGGCAAGGGCUUCCGCACCAACUCGGACGUGGCGCAGCACCGGCGCACCCACACGGGCGAGCGCCCCCACCAGUGCCCGGACUGCGGCGAGCGCUUCAGCGUGCGCUCCACGCUGGUCAACCACCGCCGGGUGCACACGGCCGAGCGCCCCUUCGCCUGCGGCGAGUGCGGCAAGCGCUUCACCCAGAGCUCCACCCUCAACCGGCACCGGCGCAUCCACGUGGGCGAGCGCCCCUACCGCUGCCUGGAGUGCGGCAAGAGCUUCAACCGCAGCUCCAACCUGCUCACCCACCAGGUGCUGCACACGGGCGAGCGCCCCUUCCGCUGCCCCCGCUGUCCCAAGAGCUUCAACCAGCGAGCCAACCUGCUGACCCACCAGCGCACCCACACGGGCGAGCGCCCCCACCAGUGCCCCGGCUGCGGCAAGCGCUUCAGCCAGAGAGCCAACCUGCUGGUGCACCAGCGGCUGCACGCGGGGGGUGAUGGGCCGGCGAGCGAGAGCGAGGAGGGGGAUCCCCAGAAGGAGGAUCGGGAGCGAGCGGAACCGUGUGGGAUGGUGCUGGGUCAGUCCCAGAGGAACGCGUCUGGGAGCCCCGAGGGUCAGCACAAUGCAGACAGGCUGUACCGCUCCAACCUCAUCCGGCACCGGAGCCUGCCCACGGAGGAGAAACCCUACAAGUUCCCGGCCUGCUGGUCCUGGAAGGGCUUCCAGGUGAGCUCCCACCUCGUCACCCCCCAGCGCAUCCACACAGGCAAACGCUCCUACCGCUGCUCCGAAUGCGCAAAGGGCUUCAGCCACAGCUCCCAGCUGGUCAAGCACCGCCGGACCCACAUGGCCUCCUCGCAGGCCCUGGUGCAGGGACACUCAGACUGCGGCUCGCACGCCCCGAGCGCCUGUUUAACGUGUCUCCUGCAGCUCUUUGCAGCACCAGGAUUUCUGAUCCCCGGACCGGACGCGCUCUCCCGGAUGGAGCGAGGGGCAGAGACGGGGGUCCCGGGUCCCCGGGGUGCUGAGGAGACCCCGAGAGACGCCCACACAGCAGGCGAGGGGCUGGUGAGCGAGACCGAGGAGAAUCCCGAACAGGACAGUCCAGAGCCAGCAGAACUGUAUGGGACGUUCCCGGGACGUUCCCAGAGUCCUCAGCGGGGAGCGGCCUGCGAGCGUCAGGAAGACAAUGCCACGGCGGAGAAAGCGGGUGAGUCCGUGCUGUAUGGGGCGGAUUUCACAGGCCCCCACGGGACCGUGGCCCAGCCCAGAGCCUCCCCGGGAGACAGACUCUUCACGUGUCCCGAGUGCGGGAAGGGCUUCGGCCAGAGCGCGCACCUCAUCCGGCACCAGACGGUGCACACGGGGGAGCGGCCCUACAAGUGCCCCGAGUGCGGGAAGGGCUUCAGCCAGAGCUCGGACCUGACCACGCACCGGCGCGUCCACACGGGCGAGGAGCCCUACGCCUGCGCCGAGUGCGGCAAGCGCUUCGCCCAGAGCUCCAACCUGAUCCGGCACCAGCGCACCCACACGGCCGAGACCCCCUACCGCUGCCCCGACUGCGGCAAGCGCUUCCGCCGUAGCUCCCACCUCGUCAUGCACCAGCGCACCCACACCGGGGAGCGCCCCUACCGCUGCCCCGACUGCGGCAAGCGCUUCAGCCACAGCUCCCACCUGCACCGGCACCAGCGCAUCCACACGGGCGAGCGCCCCUACAAGUGCCCCGACUGCGGCAAGAGCUUCGGCGUCAAGUCCACCCUGGUGACGCACCGCCGGGUGCACACGGCCGAGCGGCCCUACGCCUGCGCCGACUGCGGCCGGGCCUUCGCCCAGAGCUCCACCCUCAACCGGCACCGGCGCACGCACGCGGCCGAGCGCCCCUACCGCUGCCCCGACUGCGGCAAGAGCUUCAUCCAGAGCUCCAACCUGGUCACCCACCUGAUCCUGCACACGGGCGAGCGCCCCUUCCACUGCCCCCGCUGCCAGAAAACCUUCGCCCAGAGCUCCAACCUCAGCCGCCACCAGAGGACCCACGCGGGGCGCCGAGCCCGCCCCUGCCCCGAGUGCGGGGAGAGCGUCCCGCGCGGCGCCGGCCUGUCCGCCCACCAGAGACGCCACGCGGGGCAGGAGACCCCCUCGCCGCCCUGCUAGGGCCGGCUGGUCCCCCUGGUACCCGCCCACCAGACGCCACGCGGGGCAGGAGACGCCCUCGCUGCCCUGCUAGGGCCGGCUGGUCCCCCCGGUACCUGCCCACCAGAGACGCCACGCGGGGCAGGAGACCCCCUCACUGCCCUGCUAGGGCCGGCUGGUCCCCCCGGUACCUGCCCACCAGAGACGCCACGUGGGGCAGGAGACGCCCUCGCCGCCCUGCUAGGCCCGGCUGGUCCCCCUGGUACCCGCCCAUCAGACGCCACGCAGGGCAGGAGACCCCCUCACUGCCCUGCUAGGGCCGGCUGGUUCCCUGGUACCCGCCCACCAGAGACGCCACGCAGGGCAGGAGACCCCCUCACCGCCCUGCUAGGGCUGGCUGGUUCCCUGGUACCCACCCAUCAGAGACACCAUGUGGGAGAGGAGACCCCCUCGCGGCCCUGCCAGCCAGAGUGAGGGGCGCGUGCCCCUAUUCCCUCACGCCUCUCCCAAGUAUCUGGCUGCCCCAUCCUUGCUAGCAGCUGAUCAGACCCCUCCUCUGGGUUUGCCAAGCUGAGGCAGCCCCGAUUGGCUCCUCCUUGCUGCCGAGUUCCCGACCCACCUGAUGUGGCAGGGGGAGAAGGAACCUGCCAUCCCCCUCUGAUUCCCCAGCCAUGGAAAACACGUGGGCUGCGUCCUGCCCAGCUGGAGCCGUGUCCCGUGGGGCGCUGCCCUCUCCCCUCGGUGCUGCCCAGGGAGCUGGGCGCUGGGGCGGCUCGCGUGUGAUGGGCUGUGCCGGGGCUUGGCCGGCAGGACGGAGAGCCAGCCCCGCUCGCUCUCGUUUCCCCAGGUCUCCCCAAGGAGCCUGGCGCUGUGCACCCUGCCAGUGGUACUCCAGAGCCCUUGUGGGGAGCUCCCUGCUGCCUGGGGGAGUUGGCCAGCGCCGUCGCCCUCUUCCCGGCUGUAUUUAACGAGCUGUAUUUAUGAUGAGGCGUUCCAUUCUAGCUCGACUGAUAAGAGGCCGAUGACGUCGUCCCGGGAUGGCCGAGGCCGCCCGACCGGGCCAGGAGUCCAGCCAGGCUUCUCCUGCGCAUCCCUCUGCCUCAUUUCUCCUCUUCCCCCUGCCCAGAGAGUUCAGUGCUGGACGGCCCCUGCAAGUGAUCAAUAAACCAUGUAGAAAAGA